GUGGUGCGUGGUGUGGUGGUGGACGGACCUAUAGUUAAUAACUCCGUGGACGCUCUUGCACGCGGUGAUCGGCCAGAAUUGUUGCUGUAUACUGUUGGGAUAUACCGUUGCUGUAUACCGUUGGUAUAUACUGUUGCUGAAUACAUUUAGUACAUACUAACGCUGCCAUCCACUGCUCACCACGUGGUUAGUUAACAAGGACGGACGACAACCCAGACAACACAACUCCAUCAGAUGAUAAGCUCACGGGUUGUGUGUUUCUGUUCACUCGCUCGCUUUAUUAUACAGAUAAAGUUCAGAGUGAACAAUUAAUGAAAAUUGUGAGUCAUAUUGAGAGUAUAACGCACGGUUGAUGUAAACUCACAGAGGUGUUACCUCACCAGGCAUAGUCUGUGGCACACCUAGAGAGGUGUUACCUCACCAGGCAGCGUCUGUGACACACCUAGAGAGGUGUUACCUCACCAGGCAGCGUCUGUGACACACCUACAGAGGUGUUACCUCACCAGGCAGCAUCUGUGACACACCUACAGAGGUGUUACCCCUAUCACCCCUAUAUCGUCAUCACGUGACCGUCACUACGACAUGGAGAGCCCAAGAGCCUCAGGUCUGCGCGUCCCUGUGCGCGUUGGGCGUCCGGGGCCGACUCUCUGCACUCAGCACUCCCACGAGCUGCCCUCACCGCAGCCCUCUAAGGCCUCCAGAGUCGCCCCUCUCUCCACGCCCUCGCCUUCUGCAGGAGCCAACGGUGAACGAGUCGACGCCGAAGUGGAGAAGCUGCGUCGCUUGAGUCAAGAGCUCGCCAGGAAGGAAGAGUUCUACCUACUCAACCGUACCACCAGCCCCAAAAGUUGGUGGCCGUCACCCAGACACCUCUCGUUCAGUAAGGACAACACGUACAUUUAUAAUAACAACAACGACGUCCUCCCCAGCAACAACAACCUCCUCAACCACUUCAACGCAUUAAAGAGUGUCGACCAUCCCGUCAGUCUGCACUACAAGCGGGCCAAGUCCCCUCUGAGAGACAACGGAACCUUCCCUUGUGAGGUCCACGGCAGGAAGGCGGCACCAGAACAGACGUUCCUGGCCAACACCCUCCCUGAUCUUCCUUCUUACAAGAUGCCGUCUCAGAGACGCUUCAGCGACGAGGUCAACUUCCGUCGACCACUGGCCACACUCCACGAGGACCAGGUGGUGGCCAGACGUCGCUUCAGCGAGGAUGUCCGCAAGAAGUCUCUUGAUACCAGCGGCGUCCUCGACGAUCUCCACAAACAGCAUCGUCGACUCUCCGAGGCUGGAGUUCGGCGCCUCUCUGAUGCAUCUAUCGUGCUGACAGAGGACACUGACAGUUUCAUCAUUGGUGACAGAGUAUGGGUGGGAGGUACCAAGGGCGGUGUCAUUUCAUACAUUGGAGACACGCAGUUUGCACCAGGAGAGUGGGCUGGGGUCACCCUUGAUGAACCUAUUGGUAAAAAUGAUGGAAGUGUUGCAGGUAUACGCUACUUUCAGUGUGAGGCUAAAAAGGGAGUAUUUUCACGACUCACUCGACUCUCUCGAUCUCAUCUCACUGAUCAAGACAUAGAGAUCCUGACCUCACGAUCUUCCUCAGUUGGGGCAGAGUCUCCAAAAUCCAAUGGGACUCCUGCAACAAGUGUGGCCUCGGGCCCCACAACUACCACACGUAAGAUCACACCAUCCAGUGCUCCCACGAGCGCCAAACCUUCUGCUACUGCUGCUUCUGUUAAGUCAGUUUCUCCUGCACCUGCUUCCACACCCAAGAAAACCUCUAGCUCUGGUCCAGUUUCAUCUUCAUCUGAUCCGAAGGUUGGGGAUCGUGUGGUCAUCACCAGUGCUGUUGGUUCCCGACACGGCACCCUUCGCUUUAUAGGGAAGACAGACUUUGCCGAUGGUAUCUGGGCAGGAGUGGAAUUGGAAGAGCCUACUGGCAAAAAUGAUGGAUCAGUCGCUGGCAAAAAAUACUUUGAAUGCAAAGACAAGUAUGGACUCUUUGCUCCCAUUGCUCGUGUAGGCAAAUGUGCCGGCAGCGCAGCUUCACCCCGUCGGACUUCUGUAGUACCCCAGACUCCCCGUCCCACAAUUCGGCGCUCCAACAGUAGGGAGUCUCUGGGUGGAUCGUCUGUUGCCUCGUCCACCGCUUCAUCCGUACGGGGUACCCGGGUAAGACUUGGCGUCACAUCCCUCACACCAGGCCAGAGGCCAACUAGGAUUGCCACAUCAUCUGUUCCAAGCACCAAGGCACUGCAGGAGGCUCUAGCAGAAAAGACGCAACAUGUGGACCAGCUCAUGCGAGAACGUGAUGUGGAAAGAGCCGAGGUUGCUCGUAUGGCAGCACAGGCGGACGAAGCAACUAGGGCAGCUCAUGACAUGCGGCUACAGCUUGAUCAGCUGCAAGAGGAGUCCGAAGAACGCUUGCACGACUUUGGUGAACGGAUUCGUAAUUUGGAGAAGGAGAGAGAAGAUUUCAUUGCUAAACUUGAAGAUAAGCAGAGAGAACUCGAUGAUCUAGCAUUCAGGCUAGAGGAAGAAUCCAUCACCAAGGCAGAUUUGGAGAGUUUGGCACUGCUGGAAUCAAGUCAAAGUACAACAGAUGGAGAGAAGAUGAAAGGAAUGGAGAAGGAGCUGGAAGAGGCACGACGGAAGCUGAAAGAACGAGGAACGAUGGAAGCAAAUAAAGCAUUUGAAAUGGAAGAAUUGGAAAUAAACCUUCGAGCUAGUGUGGAAGAGCUUCAAGCAAGAAUAAUGGAAAUGGAAGGAGACAAGGAAUCUCUGGAAAAUGUGCUAUCCAAGCAGUCGGAGCAGCUCAAGGUGCUGGAGACCAAUGCAGAGGCACUAAGGAAUGACAUUAAUGAACGUGAACAAAAGAUCAAGCUAUUAGAAUCUAGUAAAGAAGAAGACCAGGCUCGUUCUAAAGAAAGAUCUUUAGAAAUUACUGAGAAAGAUACACGAAUACGAGAACUGCAGCUGGAACUUGAUAAAACGUCAAAGGAAGUGAAUACUGCAUCACACCAACUUGAAGAAAUGUCAAAUAAAUUUGCAAAUGAAAAAUCUGAAAAAGAUUCUUUACUCAAAGAAAUUCUAGGAAUUCGAGAGCAGUUGAAUUCUGGGUCGUCUGAAACCUCAACUCUUAUGGGAGAGAUCAGUAAGCUGAAGGAAGAACUGAGAGAGGCAACUCGUCAUCAUCAACAAGCUGCUGAAAAGAUAACAUUAUUAGAGUGCCAAAAAUCCAAGUUGGAAGCGGAACUUGAAAAUGCUAACUCAGUGGUAUCUAGUGUCGACGGAAAGCUCACGCAAGCUAUGUCAAGCCUUAAAUUAAAAGAGGAGCAGCUACAAAACCUCAUGGAAAGACUACAGAAAACUGAGCUGUGCCUUAAGGAAGAACAAGAGACCAGAGUCAUCGAGAAGCAGACAGCUGAAAAACAACAUUUACAAAAGGAGGAAGAACACAUUCAAAAAAUAAAGAUAUUUGAGGAAAAGACAAAAGAUCUGGAAAGCCGUAUUGCAGCUAAAGAAGCAGAGAUCAAUGAAUCUAAUCGGCAGCUGACAAAGGUGGAAUCCAAAAUUGCUGCGCUGGAAGUGGAGCGAGUACAGCUAAAGGAACAGGUGGCAGCUUAUCUCUCCUCAUCUUCGGGUUCUUCUGAACAACUUGCGACCCUGAAGAAUCAAUUGCAAGAAAAAGACAAGCAAAUUGAAAAUGUCCAAGUGUCGCUGCAAGAGAAAAUUGCUGCAUUAUCACAAGAACAGGCCGCCAGAGCAGGUGAUAACGACACGGCCAGGCAACAGUUACAGCAGGUGAAGGAAAAAUAUGAAAAGGAAUUAGAUGAAAUGAAAAAAAAUCUUCUCAACCUGGAAAAGGAAAUUGGUGCAAAGGUGGAAGAAAUUCUCAACCUUAAGAAGCAGCAUAUUGCAGAACAAGAGGAACUCGUAAAGAAAAAGGAUCUUGAACUUUAUGAGCUGCAAGAGCAGGUCAUGCUGAAGGAUGGAGAAUUAUCUGAGUUAGAGGACAAAAUAAAAUGCCUAGAGAGUCAAGUAGAUGCCAUGACGUGUGCGUCUGCCGAUAAAGUGGGAAGCAUGGAGAAGGCUCUUGGGGAUGUGCGUGUGGAGAAGGAACGACUGCUCAGAGAGAUAGAAGAGGUAUUGAAAAGUAAGGUAGAAUUAGAGCAACAACUGUCAGCCCUGGACAAAGAAAACCGUAAACUACGCACCGAGCAGGAAGAGAACCUCUUGGCGGUUACUCAAAAGGAUCAGAAGGUGGCAGCCUUGAAAGCUGAAGUGGAACAUUUGAUGACAACGUUUAAUGCUCAUCGUGAGGACGUGCAGAAACAGUUGGUGGAUGCACAGGCUGACAAGGAGGCUAUGGCCCACAUUCACAAGACCUUUGAAAAGGAACUAGUGCGGUUGAACUGCCUGCAGGAGAGUCUGUCAGCAUCAGAGGAAGAGAAAAACACCCUGCAGACACACAUAAAUCAAUUACAAGAAGAACUCUCACGAUUAAAGGGCAUUGAGGAAGAAAAUAUGAAUCUUGCAAAAGAAAAAGAUAAAUUACAAGUUGAAUUACAGAAAAUUAAAGUUCUUGAAACUGAAAACUUAUCUCUUUUGAACGAAAGAAAUAAACUCGAGGACGAUCAUAGGGAAAUGAUUGAGGACUUAAGAAAACAGAAAGAUGAGCUGCUUGAAGAGAAGUGCAAGAUGGAAGAAGAGAUCAGAAGCCUGAGGAAGUGUGAAGAGGAGAGGUCUAGACUGGGCGGAGAUGUUCAGAGACUGGAGGCAGAACUAACUAAAAUGAUGCAAAUACAAGAAAGUAACACCACAUUAACAUCACAGCUGGAAAAACUGAAAGCAGAAAAGGCAGAACUUGUGUCCAGUACAAAAGUUAAAGAGGAACAGUUGAUACUAAAAAAACAACUUGAGGAGGACAAUAUUCGAUUAAACUCAAGUAUAAAAAGUUGCACAGAAGAAAAAAAUAAGCUCAUGAUUGACAUACAGAGGCUAGAGGCUGAAACUGCCUGUAGACUGAAAGAUAUUGAGAGUGAAUAUAAUAGAGUUAAGGACACAGUGCAGGUGCUUCAGGAGGAGAAGAAGAUGAGGGAGGAAGAGAAGGAGAUACUAAAGGAGGAAAUAAAGAAACUUAGAUUAGUGGAGGAAGAGAAGAAGGAUUUAGAAUCAAAAAAUAUAGUUCUUACCCAGGGUAUGGAGGAGCUUAAACAGAGUCAAGAAUCAGAUCCCAGUAUUCUGGACUUGUUUGUGUAAGCCAGAUAGACUCAAGCCUACUGUCUCUACGCAAGUUAGUAUCACAGGCUCGGAUACGCACCUCAAGCUCGCUCACUUCAUGAACAGACCACAACAAUGAUGCCAGCAGAAAAUUCUCAAGACUAUCACAGACUGAAAUAGUUAUAUUAGGGUAUUAAUUUUUUUCUUAUUUUUUUUUCCUAACAGCACGGAAAUUGUACUUCAUUAUUUAAUCGGCUUGUACGAUAUUUAAACUGAAAGUAUGCGACAUUAAUGACAUUGUUAUUAAUGAAAGUUGAAAAGAAGAGUUGAAAAGUUGAAAGGAACAGUGCAAUAAUUUGUCAAAUUUAACAGUUGUAAGUUUAUAGAUGUGCUUACUCUUAAGUUGCUUUGAUUUAAAUAUGUCAAGGUAGAGGAAUGUCUAUGUGCUACCUGUAUGGUGAAUAUUUUCUUCAAUGAGUUUCCAAGCAAAUAUUAAAAUCAAACAUCAAAUGUUUAGGUGAAUUAGCAGUCUUUGUAAUAUAUAGUUUAUUCUAUAUCCCUGAUGAUCAAUGUCUUCCCACGAUUCUUCAAAAUUAAGGUAGAACUUGAAAUUAAAAAAAACAAAAUGCAAUUAGAGUUCAUUAGUCACAUUAUAAGAGCUUGUGUAUUUGGCUUGCGUCUGUGGACGUGAUCAUUCAGUGUGCCUUAUUGUAAUACUGUACCGUCGUAUGGUCACAUAUCCCAAGACAAGUUUUUAUGAUGCAUAGGAUUAUCUAGUCUUGAGGUAAAUGUUUGUGAGUGUGCAUGCUUGUGUGUGUGUGUACAUAUAUUGUACUCAAAUCCUCAUCUUGGUAAAUGUUUGGAGUCAUUAGCUUAAUGUUACUGUACAGAAUAGCAGGUAUAGUUUCAUAGACCAAAAGGUAUGUGUUGUUUUAUGAAUUAAGGUUUUGAAUAUACAAGCUUGUAAAUUUUGUUGAUUUUAUGGUAUUAAAACUACUGUAAUCAUUUAUUCUGAUAUCAAAUAUUUAUAUUUUUUCUUUACAUUGAAAUCCCCCUCAAAUGCAUUGCAGGGUAAAAAAAAAAUUUGAAACGUUCUCUUGUUUGAGACAAAAUGCUUGAAUACAGGUAGUAUUUAGAUAGUUAUUAGCUCUUUUAAUGAAAGUAAAUAUAAUUAUUGUGAAGACCUGCCAUGGCUUAUGAUAUGUUAUGAGUGCAUGUGUGUGUGUACAUCCCUUAUUGUGGUUGUGCAGGAUGAGCUAUGGCUCUUUCUAGUCUAGCCUCUCAACUUAAGGUUCUCUUGUAAUAUCAUUCAUCAAUUUUCUUCAGUCGUUACCAUUAUGAUCAUUAUGAUUGCAUCGUUGCAGAUGUUGUCACAGAAGAUCUUACCCCCUCAGGAAAGUCAGUCACAUAGUUCAGGAAGAGUUGGGGUCCAAGGGCUGAGCCCUGUGGGACCUCACCUUCAACUUUUCUACCCUGAUAUUUCUUCUCAUUCUUAGCCUUACUGACUUUGGCAUUGCUAUACUAGUCGUUUUGCUCUAGUGUUAACAUGCUUAAAGAUACCAAGGAAUUGUUUAAUAUUCUGUAACAGAAUAUUCCAGGCUUGAUGCCUUUUUGAUAAUUGUUUGAUCUACUUUUUGUUUGAGACUACCUUGCUCAGUGCAGUAUCUCCCCAGUUAUUACAGCUUGCUUUUCCAACCCUUUUAUGUGGUACUUUAUUAAAAGCAUUUUAACAGUCAUACCUCUGCUUCUUUUUUCAUUGUUUUAAAAUUUUAGCAUGCUAAAACUGUAGCCAUUUUUUUGUAUCUCAUAUUUCCAAGUUCUUGAAUCCAUUUCAUUACAUCACUUGACUUUAUAUUUUUCUUAAGUAACCUUCCCAACAAAAUUAAAUACCCUAUCACAUUAAACUAAUCAUGUUCUUUUAUAUAUUUGUAUUAGAUGUUGUUCAUUCACCAAUUAGUUUCACGUUAAUCGUUUUUUGGCCUUGAAUUUUCAAGUGAAAUUUUCAAGUGGCAAUUUUAAAAUUGUCAAAAUUUUCAAUUGUCAAGCCUUGAGUUCAUCACAUCAUGUGAUGACCUGUAAUUAUAGUCAAUGUUUCACUGUUUUCUAGCCAAGAAUGCCCUCAUUCCCUCCCAUUCUCCUCCUCACUUCUCUCGUGUAUAUUGCAUAAGGUACUUGAAUAAGAGGAUGCAAGGGUUGCUCGUACCUAGGGAAACCGUGCUCUAGUUCCUGUGCAUCUGUCUAUAUUGGUGAACCUCAGGUGUAGCCUGGUUCAUCGCCCUUCAUUUUAGCAAGCUCCUGUAUUGAUUGAGAAUGUUCAAGUGCAUGCGUGUGUGUAUUGUAUAUUGUUUGUGGGUGCAUGUAUAGCAUAUAUAUAUAUACUGUAUAUGUUUCUAAUUUACCUGAUUUACCUGAAAUCAUUUAACACCCAGGUAUCCAUUUACUGCAGGGUGAACAGAGGCUACUGUUAAGGAUUAACGCCCAGGCAAUCUUCCCUGGCCAGGGUACGAACCCAGGCCAACUCCCUUGCGAAGUGCCGGGCGAAUGUGUUACCAC
Molecule: messenger RNA, 7779 nt
Organism: Procambarus clarkii (red swamp crayfish)
Lineage: Eukaryota; Metazoa; Arthropoda; Malacostraca; Decapoda; Cambaridae
Gene: CLIP-190
Product: Cytoplasmic linker protein 190
Biological process (GO): cytoplasmic microtubule organization
Cellular component (GO): cell cortex; nucleus; microtubule plus-end
Molecular function (GO): microtubule plus-end binding
Source: RefSeq, a predicted model, not a curated record